AUGAUGGCAUCUGACGCGGGGCAGCCCAUGCCCGCUCGCGCUGGGGAGCGCCACGCAGGGCCGGUGCGGGUGCUCGUGGUGGACUCCAAGGCGUCGUCGCGGGAGCGCAUAGUGGCGUUGUUGGAGCGCUGCGCGUACCAGGUGCGUCGGGGGCCCGGGCGGGCCGGGAGCGGCGCUGGCCGCGCGGGGCCUGUGUGUGGGUGCAGUGGGAUCGCGCUGCGUGGGGCGCCGGCUCACGCCCGGCGGCUGCCGCGUCCGCAAACUGCAGGUGUGCGCGGUGAAGACCAGCAAGGAGGCCCACGAUGA
Molecule: messenger RNA, 306 nt
Organism: Pedinophyceae sp. YPF-701
Lineage: Eukaryota; Viridiplantae; Chlorophyta; Pedinophyceae
Source: the annotation of a GenBank genome assembly